AUCCGAUUACUAGUAUCUCGUGGGAACCAGUUCACCUUAACUACCCAUGCCGUCGGUUUGUAACUUGUUGCAGAGAUGGGGAUGCAAGGAUAUGGGACAUUACACUUAAGAAAGCCCUAACUUGUCUCAGUGGUGUGACUUGUGCCAUAUGGGGGGGAGAGGGAAUUAUAUAUACAGGUUGUCAAGAUUGUACAGUAAAGAUGUUUCACGUUACUCCGGAUGGGACUCUAUGUUUGGCAGCAAAAUUGGAGGGGCAUGGAUAUUCGGUGACAUCCCUUGCAUUGAGCACAGACUACGUUCUCCGGACAGGAGCUUUUGACCACACUGGAAGACAAUAUUCUUCACCUGAAGAAGUUAGACAGGCUGCGCUUAAAAGAUACGACCAAGCAAAAGGAAAGUCCGGUGAAAGAUUAGUCUCAGUUUCUGAUGACAGGAGAAUGUUUCUCUGGGAACAGUCUUUUAGAACGCAGUUGCUGCGCGGUGAUCAUGAUGUUGUAAGGCAUGUGUGUUUCUCACCUAAUGGCCAGUGGAUUGCAAGUGCGUAUUUUGAUACAUCUGUCAAGAUAUGGGAUGGUGUCACGGGGAAGUAUUGUGCAACUUUUAUAGGCCAUUUUGAUCGUGUUUAUCAGAUCAGGUUGGGUAGAUUCCUUGAGAACAUUGGUUCCCCUUUUCAUGUUUCCACUAAUUAUUAAUUAAUUAGCUUUGUAACCGCAGUUGG
Molecule: messenger RNA, 718 nt
Organism: Camelina sativa (false flax)
Lineage: Eukaryota; Viridiplantae; Streptophyta; Magnoliopsida; Brassicales; Brassicaceae
Source: RefSeq, a predicted model, not a curated record